AUGACAUACUGUGGAGAUCGAAAACAACUGAAGAUUGCCAUAAUAGGUGCUGGCCCCGCGGGCCUUGGCACUGCCAUUGAGUUGGCAAAGCUGCCGUUUAUCCAGUGGGACCUAUACGAGAAAAGAUCAAACCUCAGCGAGAUAGGUGGGGGAUUCACACUCCAGCCACAAACAUGGAGGAUACUGGAGCAUAAUGGGGUGGCCAAGGACCUUUGUGCUCAAGACUACUACCGGUCCGCAGAAGGACUCGUUGAGCAGAGACGAAACGGAAGGACGGGGGAAUUGCUGAUUGAGAAAUGCAACCCGGAAGAUGUGCCGGCAAGUCGACACAGUUGCCGCCUUGCUCGAGCGAAGCUCCAGCGUGCGAUGAUGAACAGCGUGGACGAAUCCCACAUAUAUCUGUCAAAGAGGCUCGUUGACUUUGAACAUCUGCCAGACAAUCGAGUCAGGAUCUUGAUUGAAGAUGGGACUAUCGACGAUGUGGACUUGCUGAUUGCUGCAGACGGGAUUAGAUCAUUGAUCCGCAAGACUUGCUUCCCCCAACAUACCCUGCGAUUCAACGGACAAUUCGUGUAUCGCACGAUUGUUAGCCAAGAUGAAGCAUCGAAGAUUGAAGGAAUACCAUGGGCCCCGGUAUUCUGGAAGCAUGUAAGCGGCUUGUACGUAUUUACGUGCCCACUCGGAGACAAUGACUUUGAAGUCACAGCCCGCAUUCGCCGUCCGGCAGGACACCAGGAACCUGUCAGCUGGGGUCGGCCAGUUGACCUCGAAGGAGUUCUUCCUGAGUACGAUGACUUCUGUCCCCCUGUGCGUGAGAUUUUGCGUCUUGCUGCCCGGGGUGACACACAGGAGUUUGCACUGCAUUCGGGACCUCGCCUCGACCAUGUUGUCCAUCAUGGGAACAUUGCUUUUAUUGGUGAUGCAUCUCACGCGCUCUUGGGAAAUUUUGGCUCCGGAGCCGGAUUUGCGCUAGAGGACGUGUUCGCUUUGACCAGGGUGAUUCAAUGGGCUUGGAUGAGGGGCAAACAGUUAGUUGAUGCACUGAGCUUGUUUGAUUCUAUUAGGUCUCCUCAUUAUGGUCGACUUUACCAGACCAUAGACAAAUUCGCCAACAUCAAGGCCGCUCUCCGAACAGAAGGUCUGCUGAUAAACGAUGAGAUUGCAGAGCGUGUAAGGCGCAUUUCUCUUGCUUCAGAAUCGUGGAUGUUCUACUAUGAUAUCGACAAGGCAGUUGAGAAGGUUCUACAAGAUACCAACGCUACCAACGCAGGAUCUGAAACAGCAGAAACGCCACAGCGGGCAAUUAGUAGCGAGGGUAACUGUCUCGGCCAGCUGGACCAAACUGUAACCGAUACAAGGGAACCAUAUGGUAUGGGGUUUAGUGUUUGA
This is a messenger RNA of Thyridium curvatum, 1389 nucleotides long. RefSeq lists its product as uncharacterized. Lineage: Eukaryota; Fungi; Ascomycota; Sordariomycetes; Thyridiales; Thyridiaceae. Gene Ontology annotation, biological process: secondary metabolite biosynthetic process. The record is from RefSeq and is a predicted model, not a curated record. Gene Ontology annotation, molecular function: FAD binding. The transcript is spliced from 3 exons. The coding region runs from base 1 to 1389 and encodes 462 amino acids.